Molecule: messenger RNA, 2064 nt
Organism: Alosa alosa (allis shad)
Lineage: Eukaryota; Metazoa; Chordata; Actinopteri; Clupeiformes; Clupeidae
Gene: pheta2
Product: PH domain containing endocytic trafficking adaptor 2
Exons: 4
Coding region: 230-1036 (268 amino acids)
Biological process (GO): endosome organization; retrograde transport, endosome to Golgi; receptor recycling
Cellular component (GO): recycling endosome; early endosome; trans-Golgi network
Source: RefSeq, a predicted model, not a curated record
GUGAGAUGUGUGUUGCCGAACAACUGUUGCGCGACGAAGCAGCAUCAUUUUAAAAGAAUGUCGUCCAAUCCAGGUUUGACUUCAAAAGAAGCUUUUGUUACCAGGAAGUGGGUCGAGUUAUUUAUAUUUCAACACUUGUCCUGCAGGACUUACAAGAGGGCGGGUGGUUGUAACUUGAAACUUUGUCAAAAUAUCAUCCUGUUUUUCACACGACCCAGGGGGCGUUGGGAUGAAGAUCCAUGAGAAACUUUUAACUCAUUACCUGUCCUGCCCUUCACCUGUCGAUAAAGAGGGAUAUCUCUUUAAAAAGAGAGAGCGAAACACCUCGUACCAGAGACGCUGGUUUGUUUUAAAAGGAAACCUACUCUUCUACCAGGAACGGCCAGCGGAUCGUCACUUGCUGGGGGUCAUCAUUUUGGAGGGCUGCACUGUGCAGCCCAGUCUACCGGAAAGCCAGCACUGUUUCUCGCUGGUGUUCACAGGCCUCGGACUGAGGACCUACAGGCUUGCAGCUGAAGAUUGCCUGAGCCAGGAGAGUUGGGUCCAUGCCCUUCACUCUGCCAGCCACACCUGUCUGUCACUGCUGGUGAAGGAGCUGGGCAGGCUGUAUGAAGAGGCUAAAAGAGCCUCUGGUGAAUCCACUCAGUCCCCUGCUUUGACAGGGAAAGGACUCAACCAAUCGAUGGCCACAUAUAAUCCAGGGUCCUUGUACUACCUGCAGGGCAAAGGACCAGCCAUGAGAGAUGCAUGGGCUUAUGCUCGCAGCCAGACUCUUCCAGCCCCUCAGGUUACCGUCAAAACCACCAGUAAGAGAUCCCCCAAACUCUGGCCCAAAAGAAACGCACUUGUCACACCCUUAAAUGGUCCUGCACCAACCUAUGGGGAGUGGCCUUUGGUGGGCUCAGAUACAUUAGAGGAUUUCAGCAAACUACACGAGCACUAUGGCAAAGAGGUGAGGCAGCUGAGAGCUGAUUGGCUGAGAAAGAAACGUGAGGAGGCAGGACACAUUGAGGAGGACCUGAUUGAUCUUGGAUAAGCAAAAAAGCUUAGAAUUUGGCAACUGUUACAUGAGGAACUGUCUCUUCCCUUUUCAUCAUAUCCUCCAUUGUUUCUCCAAAACCUUUUCAAGGAGGCUUGACCUUGCUUUUUUCCCCUCACAUGUUUUAAAAGAAGAGAUGAUGUCAUCUUCAAUGUGUUUAUAGCCACAAACCUGCUCGGGUCUGUACACCAUUAGAGAGAAGUGAAUUACCCUAUUGGAGUGUUGUUAUACUCUCAUUUUAAGCCACAUACAUUGAUGUGGGUUAAAUUGAGAACAUGAGUGUUCAUAUGGCACAGACAGGAGAGCGGUCAAGCAUUAGACUCAGGGCCUUUUGAAUGAAUAAUUCACAACGUCGCUGUCCAAACAUGACUCCCCUUAUCUACUCUGGUUCUCUCUCUUUGCAAGGGUUUUUUCUGUUUUCUACUUAAUCUGAAAACAUCUAUCUUUUUGUUAGGUGAUAAGCUGAUAUUACCUCCAGCACAAUGCACACACAAUGCACACAAAGCCCCGAAGGAACUAUUGCAAGAUGUGUUUUGUUUUUCAUAAAAUAAAUUCUACUCUAGUGGCACAAGUAUAUCAAUUUAUCCUGGAUUGCAAAUAUGGACUCUUGCUUCAUACAAACAGCUUUGGAAAUAACACCUCUACAUGUACAUAUAUAUGUACAUAUAUUCAUUCAAAGGCAGUACAGGACGUUUUGAAGUGUACUUUCUUGUUUAUGGUCUUGAUGCUGUUAGACUUUGGAACAUUAUGGGAGACACAAAAUGGAAUACUUUUGUGAUGGAGGAAUAAUGCAUGGUCUGAUAAAACAUUAGUUGGUCCACAAAGAAAAGGUACUGUAGAAAUUGAAUAUUUGUAUUGAUAGCAAUGUUUGCCGCAAAAGCAAAAAUGUGUAACAAGCUUUUCUCUCCAAAACAUUUGUGUGCCUCUGGUGUGAUGAAUUAAUAUGCACAAUAUGGUUUGGGUUUGAUUGCCAAAAUGGGAUGAUGAAGGAAAAUAUAAAUUACAUGUAUGUUUUAUGCAGAUGU